This is a messenger RNA of Pestalotiopsis fici W106-1, 483 nucleotides long. RefSeq lists its product as uncharacterized. Lineage: Eukaryota; Fungi; Ascomycota; Sordariomycetes; Amphisphaeriales; Sporocadaceae. Gene Ontology annotation, biological process: protein acetylation. The coding region runs from base 1 to 483 and encodes 160 amino acids. Gene Ontology annotation, molecular function: N-acetyltransferase activity. The transcript has a single exon. Gene Ontology annotation, cellular component: cytoplasm. The record is from RefSeq and is a predicted model, not a curated record.
AUGUCUGUCACCAUCCGCCCCGUCACCAAGGAGGACGAGCCCAAGUGGCGCGAGCACUGGGCAGCAUACAAUGACUUUUACCAGCGCACCAUCCCGGAAGAAGUGACGGCAACGACAUUUGCCCGGUUCCUAGACGAUUCGGUGCCCAUGUACUGCGCAGUAGCCGUGUCCCCUCCUUCUUCUACGACUUCUACAGACGGCACGAUGCCGCCGACGCUGGUGGGAUUCGCCACGUGGUUCCCGCACAUGUCGACGGCGAGCAUUGCGCCCAAGGUCUAUCUAAACGACCUGUUUGUGGACCCGGGGGUCCGGAGCGGCGGCGUCGGGGGCAGGCUGAUUGACCAUGUGGUGGACCACGCCCGCGGCGUGCUGGGUGCCGACUCCAUCUACUGGCUCACCCAGCACUUUAAUCAUGCUGCCCAGCUGCUAUACGUCAAGAAGGCGACCAAGAGUGACUUUGUGCACUAUACCAAGAAGCUGUAA